UCUCUCUCCUUUCUCCUCUCCCCCUCCGAGUCACCUUUUUGGCCCCCUGAAGAUUCAUGCAGCUAUGAAUCCCGAUAGCCCUCUACUUGACAGCCACGAUGACCUCGUCUUUGGCUCAGCACACCUAGCUUGCCCCGGAUCUCUGCUGGGGGAAACCUUGCGCUUCAAGCUUGCCAACAAAGCCAAACGAAAAGGUCUGCCCCGCAUGCCCGAAUACGAACAUCGGAGACGAUCAUCACCGGGCAACAGGCAGCCGGUACGGUUCGCAGGUGCGUCUGGCAAGAAGUGUAAUCAGCUCUUCUCUUGCACCAGCUCCUCGUGUACAAACGUCGGGUUUUAUUGUGGAAUUCAGAACGGAAAACAUUAUAAGCUGGACGACAAGACUUCUAGACCAGCUCAUCGAUCACGCAAUUCGCGAGCAGCCAUCGCACGGGCUGAAGAAGCAAUGCAACGCAAGAAGCGGAGAGCUACUGCAGUGGAACUUGAUCCUUGCAGCACCAACUGCCGGGGAUGCAAUGCCGACACCAUCGGUGUCUGGGAUAUCAAAGAGAACGGAAUCAUGCCAGGGAUAGCGGAGCAGUUGUGCACAAGAUAGACUUUGGGUAGACGCAAUCAACACAGAGU
This is a messenger RNA of Microdochium trichocladiopsis, 624 nucleotides long. RefSeq lists its product as uncharacterized. The transcript is spliced from 5 exons. NCBI's taxonomy places the organism in Eukaryota, Fungi, Ascomycota, Sordariomycetes, Xylariales, Microdochiaceae. The record is from RefSeq and is a predicted model, not a curated record. Bases 65 to 595 code for a protein of 176 amino acids.